GUGUGUGUGUGUGUCGGCAUCUCGAGGGCAGCGGCUCUAUGAGGGGAGGUCCAUGUCCGCCGAGCUGCUCGGGAUUUGUACGCUAAACAUUUAGGCCUAGAGACAUGGAGAGGAGCAGUUGUUUCCCGCACGACCACAGUAGCCUGCUAAAUAUGUACCGGUUCGAAAUGACACGUUUUAGCAAUGCUUGCUGUUUGGACCGCUCCAACCCGGUUAAAGGAGCAGUUCUGAUAUUUUAUCCGACCGCCCCCUUGUCAGCUUCAGGCCGGUGUGAGGUUUCCCUUCUUGGUCCCUGUUUCCUCUGUACAAGCAACACUCUCCCAGACAUACAGAGCUUCAAUGCUGCAAGGAGUUCUGCUUAUGGAAAACCUUUCGCCUCAACUGCCUGACUGAUGCUACAGCUUGCUCCUCUGUCUGUUGCUGGCUGUGAUCUGAAGGCCAGAGGACCCAAAUACAGGACUACACUGAAGAAAAGGCUUUAAAUAUAUUACUGUUUGAUCAGUUGACUGUAAUCAUGUGUGCCACAGGCUAUAGUUACUACCGUCUAGUCAUCUUCCUCUGCAUGUUCACUGGCUACUCACUGUAUUUCUUUAACAGGAAGACAUUCUCUUUUGUCAUGCCCUCUGUGAUGGAGGAGAUAGAACUGGACAAAGAUGACCUGGGUAUGAUCACCAGCAGUCAGACCAUGGCCUAUGCCAUCAGUAAGUUCAUCAGCGGCGUGAUGUCGGAUCAAAUCAGUGCCCGCUGGCUUUUCUCCAUCGGCCUCUUCUUGGUAGGAGGCAUCAACGUAGCCUUCUCUUGGUCUUCGACAGUAUCCAUGUUCUCACUGCUCUGGUUCAUCAACGGUCUGGGACAGGGCUGUGGGUGGCCCCCAUGUGGGAAGGUGCUUCGAAAGUGGUAUGAGCCAUCCCAGUUUGGAACAUGGUGGUCUGUGCUCUCCUGCAGCAUGAACCUGGCUGGUAGUCUGGGUCCUCUCCUGGUCACGGUGCUCCUGCAGUACUACGACUGGAGGACAAUUCUGGCCAUGUCUGGCAUAUUCUGUGCUGCUUUCUCAUUCGUUUGUCUGGUAUUUGUAAAGAAUGAGCCAAAGGACGUGGGGCUUCCCAGCAUCGAAGCUACAGCUAAGAAGGGUGCGAAAGGAGCCAACAGCGAGAGCACCCUGAGCGAAUUCCUCCUCUCUCCCUUCCUGUGGGUUCUGUCUCUGGGCUACUUGGUCGUGUUUGGGGUAAAAACGGCUGCCACUGACUGGGGACAGCUGUUCCUCAUGCAGGAGAAAGGCCAAACUGCUCUCAUGGGCAGCACCUACAUGAGUGCAUUGGAGGUGGGGGGUUUCGUUGGCAGCCUCUCAGCAGGUUUAAUUUCGGACAGAGCCGUAGCCAAGAAAGGCUUGAGCACUCAUGGCAACCCCCGUCACGGCCUGCUCAUUCUGAUGAUGGCUGGCAUGUAUGUGUCCAUGUAUCUGUUCAGAGUGACCAUCACACCUGAAAUACCAAAGGAGGCUCCUCUUUGGGUUCAAGUCCUCCAUCCAGUGUCUGUUCUGCUUGGAGUGUCAGAGAAAGAGAUUUGGAUUCUCUUCCUUGGUGCCAUGUUUGGGUUUUCUUCUUAUGGACCUAUUGCCUUGUAUGGAGUGAUAGCAAGUGAAAGUGCUCCUUCUAAUUUCUGUGGAACGUCUCAUGCGGUUGUUGCGCUGAUGGCAAAUGUGGGGGCUUUCAUGGCAGGGCUUCCCUUUAGCACCAUUGCCAAGCAGCACAGCUGGGACAUGGCCUUCUGGGUAGCUGAAGUUUUAAUGGGCAUCACCACCAUCGCAUUCUUCCUGGUGCGUAACAUGCGUACCAAAAUGGGACGGAUUGCAGAGAAAAUGGACUAGUGCCCACUGUCGCACGACAAUUUACAGAAUACAGCACAAUGACUGAACUGGAGUUUUAUUAAACAGAGUACUGUCAAACACAUUUUAAUCUGAAGGUGUCUUUCCAUCAUAAAAAGCUUUCUAGAUACUCUUGAGGGCUGUAACCUAAUCACUUUAUAUUUGUAAUGAGAUAGUCACUUAUGCAAAGAUUUAAUCUUCACCAGCACGCAGUAGGUCUACAUCAUGAAAAUAAAUAUAUUCAGAUAUAUUUAUUUUAUAUAUACAUUGCAUAUAGAGCAUACUUAAAGAUUCCUCUCAAUUCUUUACACAUCUUUCUAAUGUGAAGAAUUUUUAAGUUGCUUGAUGACGGAUGCAUUUUUAAGAAAACCACAUACAUGUCUUUAAUGAUCUGCUGCUUUUUCCCAAGACAAAUUGUUUGUGCUGCUAGACUUCACCUAAAGAAUGUUGCUAAACAUCACCUAGGGUUUUAGUCAGAUGUUUAGAGUCACUCAUUAUGGACAUGAAUGUCCUAUAGAUUAUGGGCUUCAACUUUGCUUCAACACAACUAAAUCAAAAAAUAGGUCAUUUUUGGGUCUCUUUACAUGAUUCCAUGCAGAGGUGAUAAUUCAGCCAUUUAAUAUGCAUAUUUUGGACCAGCAAAACAUCUAAAACCUGCAGUAGCCUCUGAGGACUGGAAUUUGAGACCCUUCAACCAAGGUGCUUAAAACAUUCAAAUCUGGUUUGGAAUAAUUAAUGCAGAGCAAAAUUAAGGUUCUCGAAUGGCUUUCUCCAAACCCCUACCUUAACUGAAAAUUUAUGAUUUAUGUUUAAAAGCUGGGUUUUGUCAGGAAACCAAGCAGUUUAAAUGAGCUCCACCAAAUCCUGCUAAGAACAUUGGCCACAUAUCCAGUCGCAAGCAGGAUCUAGUUGAAAGCUACCAAAAGCAUGUGACUGAGGAGCACCUUGCUGACAGACAUUUAAUCAGAUACCAGUGUUGGUGUAUUUGAUCCCGGGUGGACUACAGAAAACGCACGAUAAAGGUUUACAUGUGUAACCUAUUUUAAAAAAGUCAUUUUAGUUGUAUAAUCAUCCAGUUUGGGAAAAGAAUGGUUCAAAUAAAUAAUAAGAAGCCCAAAAUGAAAACAGUCAUGCCUAUGAUUGGUGAAUGUAAACUUCUGACUGAAGUUGUUUAUACUACAUAAUCUGACAUCUGUGUUGUGUAGGGUAUUUGUUUUAACAGUGGAGUCUGUCUCAUCAUUCAGUUCUUCAAGACCUCUUUGUAAAACCCAGUAGAUUCCAUAUUUAACAGGUAUGUUGUAAACAUUUCAUUUGGUUUUUAAAAUUUGUUGGAUGAACCCCAAAAUGAUCCAGUCUUCUGAGGUCAGUUCAGCUUCCUGAGCUGACAUGUUUUUUUUUUAACAAAAGGGGCAUAUUUAUUACUCAACAGGUGAUUUUCCUUCCAUUAUGGUGGUCUACAGAAGUUACAUCAAUCCAUUCAUCUCAUCUUAAAAUGAAGUCUUUUGAUAAAUUUCAUUAAGAUCUACACAGACGUAUUUCUGUCUUUCUGUAAGUUUGUAUUAACAAACUUGAGAUACAUUAAACUCUAAAGAAUAAAUUAAAGGAUACAUGUCAA
Girardinichthys multiradiatus is the source of this 3479-nucleotide messenger RNA. Its product is annotated as glucose-6-phosphate exchanger SLC37A4-like. Bases 515 to 1867 code for a protein of 450 amino acids. Gene Ontology annotation, biological process: glucose-6-phosphate transport; phosphate ion transmembrane transport. Gene Ontology annotation, cellular component: endoplasmic reticulum membrane. Gene Ontology annotation, molecular function: glucose 6-phosphate:phosphate antiporter activity. The transcript is spliced from 11 exons. The record is from RefSeq and is a predicted model, not a curated record. Lineage: Eukaryota; Metazoa; Chordata; Actinopteri; Cyprinodontiformes; Goodeidae.